Molecule: messenger RNA, 1359 nt
Organism: Solanum tuberosum (potato)
Lineage: Eukaryota; Viridiplantae; Streptophyta; Magnoliopsida; Solanales; Solanaceae
Exons: 2
Coding region: 67-1359 (430 amino acids)
Source: RefSeq, a predicted model, not a curated record
GUCUGAAGAUCAGAAUCUGAGUUAAGUUUCCACAACUCAAUUUGAAGAAGAAGGAAGAUUGUUAACAUGACUCAAGGGGUAACUGGGGAUCAAACUACGACUGGACACAGCAGUGUUGAGGGAAAUUCUGGAAAUCCAAGUUCCAUUCCAGUUAUGUCAAUGAGUCAAGGGGUUGAUUAUAGUCAUCCUCUGUUCUUGAGUCCUGCUGAUAUCAGUGGGGUUAAUCUGAUUUCAUUCCAGCUUACUGGAAUUGAGAACUAUGCUUUGUGGAGUAGGUCGAUUAAAUUGGCACUACUUGGAAGAAACAAGAUUGGUUUGGUAGAUGGAUCUUGUAAGCAAGAAGAUGUAAGUGCAGAAUUAAGAGGUCAGUGGGAAAGGGUGAAUGCCAUUGUUCUCUCAUGGCUUCUAAAUUCUGUGUCAAAGAGUUUGCUAGGAGGAGUAGCUUUUGCAUCAUCAGCUCAAGCUGUGUGGAAUGACUUAAAAGAAAGGUUUGAUCAAUUAGAUGGAUCAAGAACCUUCAGUCUACACAAAGAUAUUGCAACGUUGCAACAGGGUACAGAUUCUGUGUCUGUAUACUUUACAAAGCUAAAAACAUUAUGGGAUGAAUUUGAGACUUUGGUACCACCUCCUGGAUGUAAUUGUGAAAAGUCAAGAGGUUUUGUGGAUCAUCUAAAUCGCCAGAAAUUGUAUCAGUUCCUGAUGGGAUUGAAUGAGUCAUUUGGACAAGCAAGAAGUCAGAUCUUGCUGAUGAAUCCUAUUCCUACAGUAAAUCAUGCCUAUGCUAUGGUAGUAAACGACGAAUGUCAAAAGAUGGCCUCAAGUAGGUCGAGUAUAGGCCUAAGUUCUAUGGGUAGUACUGGAAUGGACCCUCUGGCAAUGUACUCAAGAACUGGUGGAGGCUCUAGUUCCCAAGGUGUUAACAAGUUCAAGAGGAACUUUCAAGUGGUGUGUGAUUUUUGCAGAUGCAAGGGACACACUAAGGAUCAGUGUUAUAAGCUAAUUGGGUAUCCAUCUGAUUUCAAGUCAAAAAGGAAAGUGAAUACUAGUACAGGAACUGGAGCUUACAUGGUUGGAAAUGAUGUUAACAGCACAAGGAAUGAUUAUGAGGAUGUGUCUGGUAGAGUUUCUUUCAAUUAUGGAGGUAACACUAAUGUACCUGUGAAAAAUCAUAUGAGUAAUAUAGAGGAAUGUUCAAACCAAUUACAAGGGUGUAAUUUCACCAAAGAUCAGUAUAGUCAAAUUCUCCAAAUGCUGAAACAGAGUCAAGGAGGUGGACAAAAUUCAGAAGAUUCAAGCCAUGCACAUGAAACUCAGGCUAAUACUGCAGGAGCUUUACACUGGCAAUGUGAGGGAAGUUAG